Molecule: messenger RNA, 1979 nt
Organism: Chara braunii
Lineage: Eukaryota; Viridiplantae; Streptophyta; Charophyceae; Charales; Characeae
Source: the annotation of a GenBank genome assembly
GUACCUCCACUACACCUUACACAAAGGAAGAGGAGGAGAAGAUGGCCGCCAUUUUGAGGGAAAGGAAAGAGAAGAAAGAGGCCAAGAAGAAGGCCCUACAGGAGGAGCAGGCGGCAAAGUUGAAAAAGAUAUAGGAGGAGAUGGCCAGAGAGAAGGAGAGGUUGAAGAAAGAAGAAGAAGCGAAGUUGAAGGAGGUGGAAGAAGAAGAGGAGGAAGAUGACCAGCCACUGGAAAGGAGGAAGGAGCAGCGAGAGGAGUACAGUGGCAGCAAAGGUGAGGAGAUGGAGAAGAGGAUCUCAGAAUGGGUCGCCAACUUAUCCUUGGGAGAAGAAGAAGAGGUAGUCAUGUACGUCCCCAAGGAUGAGCAGGAAGCCGCUAUGAAGGAGUGGGAAGCAGAAGGAGAUGUUAUGAAGCGGCAGGCGAUGGAAGAUGAGAAGAGAAUGGAGUGGAAGUUAAGGAUGAUGAGGGAGAAGAAGAAGAGGGUGGACGCGGCGAAUGAAGCGGUCAAAGAUCUAGAGGAGGUACAAAAACUGACUCUACGAUUGACCCCUCAGGUAGAUCUCCAACAAAACGUAGAGAUCAUUGCCCAAAGUGUUGAGCGUUUAGCCCGGGUACAGGAACAACAAUACGAGUUUAGUCGAAGUCAAGAUAUGGUCGUGCGCUCGAUGCGAAUGGGACUUCGGGACUUCGCUCGCAAACUGGUAGGCGCAGUAGGAGCCGAGGUGAAUCAUCGUCUCGAGAAGACUGAACGCUUCUGCGUCGGUGCCAUUGAAGGCGUCAAGGCGGCAGCUCCCAAGGAGGAAGAGGCACGUCCUCGCAGGGAGCCAGUCAAAGUCAAGUUCCCUAAUUCCUACAGUGGAAAAAGGGAACAAAACUUUGACAAUUGGGAGGCCAAUGUCAAGACCUAUGUGCAUUUGCAACAGGUCUCCCCAGAUCAGUACGUGUUGAUUGCGAUUCAUGCGCUUAGAGAUGAAGCCGCCAGUUUCGCGAGGUCCCUAGUCCGCUCUGCCAACUGCAACGAUGAUGCAGUUGCUUACUCAUCAUUCACCCCCCUCGUGGAUUUCAUGAAGUUGUUGCGCGAGCGAUUUGCUGAUGUCGCUCGUAGUGUCAAAGCCUCAGAUAAACUCCAAACAAUCCAUUCUCGUAAGUGGAAGAGCGCCAGGGCACUUAAGAGCACAAUGGACGAGUUAGUGGUUGUACCUGACCACGGGGUCACCGACACCCAGUUGGUCGGCCUCUUCUAUCGGGCUAUGCCCGAAGCCUUUCGAGGGCAUUUCUUCGCGAAGAGCGAAGACCCUGCCACCACGGCCCGUGAAGUGGUGGCCUUCGAGGCGAAGUCGGUGUCAGUUUCUACAUUCUGGCACAAAGACUUAGACAAAGGAAAGCAAUGGAAAGGUUGCACUAUCUCAGGGCAAGUUAAGACUAAGUAUAGUCUUGUCCUAACUUUAGACGAAGGUAGCGUCGGCGAGAUCCCCUAUGAACAGAUUGAAUGGGGGUUAGAGGAUGAGGACAGCGGUGCGAGUCAGGGGAGAACUUACGCUGCUGUCGCGGCUGGAGGGAGGCCGCAAGGAGGAGGACGAGGCCAGGGCCAAGGGGGCCGAGCCUCAGGGAGCCGGUUUCAGGGCGAUCAAGGGGUUGGCGGCAGAGGAGGAAACCGCCAAGCGGGAGGAAGGGGUCAAGGUCCCCCGCUAAAUCGUCCUAGGAAUAGGUCUCCCUAUAGGUUAGGUGGAUGGCACCCAGGGCUACCGCAGGGUAGGCCUUGGGAAAGUUUGGGUCUGGACCAGAGCUUAUGGCAACAGCGUCUGGACCGGGGCCAGUGCAUUUACUGCGGUGACCCGGGCCAUAUCAUUAAAUAUUGUCCUAAGUUUAGAGAGACCCGGACGGUUGCUCAAGGGCCAAAAGGCAGUCGCCGGUAGGGGUAGCAACUGCCCCUACCAUUAGGCCAUGUGGGGAAAAUAGUGUUAGCCGGCAGGAGACUC